Molecule: messenger RNA, 963 nt
Organism: Anthostomella pinea
Lineage: Eukaryota; Fungi; Ascomycota; Sordariomycetes; Xylariales; Xylariaceae
Source: the annotation of a GenBank genome assembly
AUGACUUUCCAUCCCGACACGCUCCCCGAUCUCAAGGGCAAAGUGUUCAUAGUCACAGGUGGUAACUCUGGCAUCGGCUACCACACCGUAGCUCACCUAGCCGCCCACGGCGCGCACGUCUACCUAUGCGCCCGCUCACCAGAGAAGGGCAAAGCCGCCAUCGCCAGCAUCAAGAAAACACACCCCUCAGCCCACAAAAUCAACCUGCUGCAGGUGGACCUCAAGGAUCUCGCCAGCGUCGUCGCAGCCGCCCAGCGGUUCCUCGCCCUCGAACCGGCCAUGCACGGCCUGGUCAACAACGCCGGCAUCAUGGCGACGCCCUUCGAGCUGACCAAGGACGGCCACGAGGCCCAGUGGCAGACGAACUACCUCGCGCACUGGGUCCUAACGGAACGUCUGCUGCCGCUGAUGCUGCGGACCGCGAAGACGCUGCCCGCUGGGAGUGUGCGAAUCGUCAACCUCACUUCCUCGGGGCACUUGGGCGCGCCCAAGGGCGGGAUCAACUUCGAAGACACUUCGCUUAAAGACGGCGGGAUAUGGCCGCGCUACGGACAGAGCAAGCUAGCAAAUGUCCUACACACCAAGACCCUUCACCGGAAGUAUGGCCCUGGCUCACCCAGCGCACGGAACGGGCAGGGCGAGAUCUGGGUCUCGUGCGUGCACCCGGGUAUCGUCGAGACGAACCUCGCUACGACGGUGAAGGAGUCCGCCGUGUUUACGACUGUGCAGGCGGCCAUUCGCAUGUUGCGGAUGGCAUCCUCGGCCGACAAGGGCUCGUGGACCAGCCUGUUCUGCGCGGCGGGCCCGGAGAUGAAGGUUGAAGACUGUGGCGGGUACCAUGAGAUCUUCCGGCGCUGGGGGGAGCUGAAGUGGUUGAGUGGCGACGCGAAGGAUGGGGCGCUUGCGGAGAGGUUGGAGGCGUGGACGGAGGAGGUGAUGCGGAAGGAAGGCUGGGUUGAAUGA